UUGACAGAGACAGCACAGAAGCAGAGAUUUCAAAACCACAAGGAUGAAGAAGAUUGCAGUCCUGAUUCUAGCAUUUAGCUGCUGUCUGUGUCAAAUGCAACAUAAUGAAAACAAUGACAAAAUCUGUCAGUGUUCAGGAUCCACCAGCUGCUGUGACAUCUCCCUCACUUCGAUAAGUCAAACCCUGGGAGCCGUGGGAGAGAAAGUUGCAAACAUGGCAGAAAAAAUCACACUUCUGGAGGCUAAGUUGCAAGAAACUGGAAAAGAAGUCCUGGAGCUGCGGAGCCUGACUGGAGGCAGACCUCAGGUGGCCUUUUCUGCAGCUCUCCUGGCAUCUGGCUCUGGAGACACUGGACCUUUCACCUCUGCUACCCCACUUAAAUAUAAGAGGGUCUUCUCCAACACUGGCAGUAGCUACAAUCCUUCAACAGGCAUUUUCACAGCAAUGGUCAAAGGAACGUACUUCUUUCGAUUCUCAAUGUUCAACAACCUCAAUCCUACUCCCAACUCUGUUGUGAGUCUCAUGAAGAACGGUGAGCGGCUGACAUCUGUCUGGGACGUGUCAGGGUCUGAUGCAAAUGACAUGGGCAGCAACGCUGUGGUCAUCCACCUAGAGGUGGGAGACAAUGUGUAUGUGGAGCUUGCGGCAAACAGGGUGGUCUAUGAUGAUGCCAUGAACUACAACACAUUCAGUGGUUUUCUGCUCUUCACUAUGUAAUCGGCAUGUGUCUUUAUGCUAGAGUGAAAGAAAUAUCUCUCUUUAUUCAUACUGAUAACUAGUAGUUUGAGAAGUCUGAACUCUGAAACUAAUGUUGUGCUUUCUCUGAGAAAACAGAAAAUCAGGAAAUGCAAUUUGUUUGAGACAAUGUGAAGCUUUCUUUUAUUAAACUUAAAAAAUGUUUUGAUUUCAUCAUUUAUGCAGCUACAGCAGUAGUGCUACUUGUGGUUAUUUGAAUUGAAGGUACAAAUGCAAUGCCACCCUGCCACAAUCACCAUCUCCAGCUCCAACAAUCUUCACUGUGCCAACCACUCCAGGUGGACAGAUGCAAAGGGUCGUGUUAAAGUACUACAGAAAAAAAGGCAUGGAGUGGAUUGAAAGCGCAUAGCCUAUUUAUAACUCAAAUUUAUACUGUACAGCCUGUGUCUUCUCCUGUAGCCCUACUUACUAUUUUAAAAUUAUAAGUAGACAUAAAGUAGUAUUUGGGUGUAAUAAACCCUUUAAAAAUAUAAGUCAUUAGUAUUUAGGUAGAACAAACUUUUAAAGUAGUCAUUACUAUCUGAUUGCACUCUGGCAAUCAUCCAAUUCGCUAGGUGGCGCUGUCGUGGAAGAUUGGGGUCCUAGACA
Messenger RNA from Sander lucioperca (pikeperch), 1345 nucleotides. Its product is annotated as complement C1q-like protein 2. The transcript has 3 exons. The record is from RefSeq and is a predicted model, not a curated record. The coding region runs from base 44 to 718 and encodes 224 amino acids. Lineage: Eukaryota; Metazoa; Chordata; Actinopteri; Perciformes; Percidae. Gene Ontology annotation, molecular function: protein binding.